AUGAAACCUUCUAGUCCGGACGUUAAUACUGCUCAUUCUAUUGACAACACUGGCCAUAAUAUGCUUCUUCCCCCUUGCGAUAUCGAUGAUUUUGAAGGUGAUUUUGUUUCGUGGCCAACUUUUAGGGACCUCUUUACCGCGAUUUAUAUUAAGAACUUACGCCUUAGUAAUAUUGAACGCUUGUGUCAUCUGCUAAAGAAGACCAAAUGCGAAGCGCGGGAAAUUGUUUCUAAAUGUCCUCAUACUAAUGAAGGAUUUGACAUAGCAUGGAAAAACUUGAGCGAUACAUACGAUAAUCCACGAUUAUUGGUCAACGACCAGCUCAAGAGGCUUUUCGGUCUUCCUUAUCUAGAUAAGGAAUCAAGCUCCGAGUUGAAAUUACUUCAACGGGGUAUAAAUGGGUGCCUUUCUGCUAUGUCAACGUAUGAUAUUCCUACCCAGAACUGGGAUCCGAUAUUAGUGUUCAUUUGCAUUCAGCGAUUGCCAUCUCUAACUGUUAAUUUGUGGGUACAGAGCAUAAAAAAUAAGUCGGCUAUGUCACUCUGGAAGGAGUUGGACAAAUUUCUUGCGGAAAGAGCCAUGACUUUAGAUUGCGUUCGUGACUUAAGGGGUCCAGAUAACUCAACUAGGCCUUCCGGGCAUAAAGUUAAGUCACAUCAUACGAAUGCCUCUUCAUCGACAAACGCUUUGGAAAAUAACUCCUCUGCUUCGAAUAGGUUUUGCCCAUUAUGUAAAAAACAAACUCAUAUGUUACGGUCUUGCCUCCGGUUUAAGCAAUUAUCUGUUUCUGAAAGAUUUGCGCUUGUUAAGAAGAACAAUUGCUGUAUCAAUUGUUUGUCUAAAGUACAUAUGAUGAGGAAUUGUGGUAGUCAACAUAAUUGUACCAUUUGCAAUAAACGCCAUCAUACCAUGUUACAUCGUGAAGAGCCAUCAACUGAACCUUCGGAAAUUAAUGCUGGUGCGAGCACUUCGGUUUCACGAACCAACAACUCCAUACCAGUGAAUUCUUCUCUGCCGAAUGGUUAUGAUAAUUCAAUUAAUUUUGGUCCGAGCACUUCGGUUUCACGAACCAGUAACUCCAUACCAGUGAAUUCUUCUCUACAGAGUGGUUCUAAUGCUAACAAUUCCGCGACAGGAAACAUUACUCACGGUAAUAAUUCUGCUACGCCUUUUAACAGGCAGGUAUUUCAUUCUGCUGAACAUAGAUCUGUCCUCCUAGGUACUGCUAUGGUGAAUCUUCUUCACAUGGGUAUCACGUACCCCGUUAGGGCACUUAUUGAUCCAGGUUCUGAAGCGACUUUUAUCUCAGAACGUUUACAAAACCGUUUGAAACUUCCUACGAAUUCUACGAAUGCUCGUAUUUCUGGAAUUAACCAGGCUGUUUCAGCUACUACGAGGAAGAUUUGCUCGAUUCAUAUUGGUUCUCCUCUUGAUUCUUCGCGAACAUUACAAACAAUGGCUCUUGUUAUUCGGGAUAUUUCGGGCAAUUUGCCGUCUUUUACGAUCCCAUCGUAUAUAAAGGAUUAUUUGCCUAACAUUCAGCUAGCUGACGUAAAUUUCUUUGACUGUCGUCCAGUAGAUAUUUUAAUUGGAGCGGAUCUUUAUCCUGACAUUCUUUUGGGGGAAAUUCGUAGGAAUAUUUUGGGUUCCCUGUUAGCUCAAAAUACCAUUUUUGGUUGGUUAAUAACCGGUCCAAUUGAACAGUCUUCAAUACAAGUUUAUUCCACUAAGGUCGAUUUUUCUGAGGAGGAUACCCUUAAUCAAAAUCUUCUUAAGUUUUGGGAACUUGAGGAGACUCCGAAAAGAAAAAUUCUAUCUCCCUUUGAUAAAUAUUGUGAGGAAAAUUAUAAGGCCACAACUUGUCGUGGUUCUGAUGGGAGAUACGUAGUCGCCCUUCCUUUUAAAUUAGAAUUUCCUGAGACAUUGUCUUUGGGAACGUCUAGGCCUAGCGUGAUAGGACAAUAUCUUAGGAAUGAAUCAUCUCUCGAACGUAAACCCGAAAUUAAGGAAACUUAUGACGACGUCGUAAGGGAAUAUUUAGAUUUAGACCACAUGAGACCUGUGUCCUCAACAACUUUACAUUCUUGUUAUUUGCCACAUCAUCCAGUAAUGAAGCCUGAUAGUAAGACAACAAAAUUGAGGGUAGUUUUCAAUGCCUCACAUAAAACAUCGAACGGAAUAAGUUUGAACGACUGUCUUUAUGUUGGACCUACUUUACAAGCGGACUUAGUACUACUAAUUCUUCGCUGGCGACUUUUUAGGUUCGUUUUUAACUGUGACAUUACGCAAAUGUAUCGACAAAUACGGGUGGAUCCCACACAUACUUCAUUCCAGCGUAUCUUAUUUAGGAACCAUCGGACGGAGGAAGUGAGGGAUUAUGAGCUGCAGACAGUAACAUUUGGCGUUAAUUGCGCACCGUACCUUGCAAUUCGGACACUUUUGCAACUGGUGGACGAUACGGAAAAGCAGUACCCUCUCGCUGCGCACAUUUUGCGUGAUUGUAUGUACGUCGACGACGUCUUAACUGGAACUCACGAUAUUUCGACUGCAGUGAUCGCUAGGGAUCAGCUGAUAGCAGCUUUAUCUUCUGCAAAGUUUGAAUUGCGGAAAUGGACCUCGAAAGAACAGACAAUUCUAGACAGCAUUCCUUUGGACCAUUUAGUAGACGCUAAAUUACUGGAAUUCGUUGAGUCUAGUGGCUCAAAGACUUUAGGUAUACAGUGGAACGCUCAACUGGACUCGUUUUAUUUUAGAGUGAAUACUAUUCCACAUAAAUCUGGGUAUACAAAAAGGGAAGUGUUGUCUACUAUUGCGAAAUUAUUUGACCCAGUGGGUUGGUUAAGCCCAGUCAUCAUAGUCGCGAAGAUUAUCAUGCAGAGGAUAUGGCUUGAUAAUAUUAACUGGGAUGAUAAACUUCCACUGGCAACGGAGAAUGAAUGGAAGAAAUUUGUAUCUACUUACCUUGAAGUAAAUAAAAUUAGAAUUCCUAGAUGGGUUCAUUAUACUCCCAAUUCGUUUGUCGAACUACACGUUUUUUCUGAUGCCUCGGAAAAGGCAUAUGCGGGGGUAAUUUACAUUCGUGUAAGAAAUUCUAGUGGGGAGAUUUACUCCAAUAUGCUUACUUCGAAGACUAAGGUAGCUCCCAUAAAAUCAAUUUCUUUGCCCCGCCUUGAACUGUGUGGUGCAGUACUUGCCUCCGAAUUAUUGAAAACUGUACUUCGCGAGAUUUAUAUUCAGAUAGAUCAUGUUUAUUGUUGGACAGACUCUACAAUAGUCCUGUCAUGGUUGAAAAAGACACCUAGUACUUGGACGACAUUUGUUGCAAAUAGAGUCUGUAGAAUUCAGGAGAAUGUAGGUAAUCACAAUUGGUACCAUGUUAGAUCUGAGGACAAUCCUGCGGAUUUAGGUAGUCGCGGAAUUUCUCCUAGCGAGCUUGCGACAAAUUCUCUUUGGUGGUAUGGUCCAGAAUGGCUUCGCCGUGAAAAGAAUGAAUGGAAAAUUUCCAAUCUUUCCUCACUUGACACGGAUAUUGAAUGUCGUGUUAAAACACAUGCGUCGUUUUUUAAAGACGUGACGGGAAACGAUAUUUAUGAGGAUAUUCUUGCGAAUUAUUCUCACUUGGAUAAGGCUCUUCGAAUAAUAUCCUAUAUAUUGAGAUUCUUUUAUAACAGCCAUCCCUCUCACAAAUCAGGUCGUAACUUGUACGAAAAUUUUAAUAUUGGUAGUUCUGAGAUAAGAAGAGCUAAAUUACAUUUGGCUAAAGUCGCUCAGAAGCGAUAUUUUUACGAUGAAUACCGGUGUCUUCUAAAGAGAGAACUUUUACCUUCGAAAAGUUUUAUUCUCACACUGAACCCUUUUUUGGAUGAAAAUGGGGUGAUGAGACUUAAUGGACGCUUGGAAAAGUCGCCGACUUUAACCUACUCCGAAAAGCACCCUAUUAUAUUACCGUAUUCAUGUAGAUUUACAUUACUUUUAAUAGAAUUUGUGCUGCGAAUACUUCGUAUGGAAUUUUGGGUCCCACGUUUGAAAUGUAAAAUUCGUGGAGUGAUAAGUCGUUGUAAAUGGUGUAUAAUUGACCGUAAACGAGCGUGCAGCCAGAUUAUGGCAGCUCUUCCACCUGAGAGGACAAUUAUUAAUAGACCUUUCACUAAUACUGGGAUUGACUUCGCUGGUCCCUUUGAGAUCAAAAGUUUUACUGGUAGAGCUUGCAAGAUCACUAAGGGCUACGUUUGCAUUUUUGUUUGCUUUUCAACUAAAGCAAUUCAUUUAGAGGCUACAUCAGAUUUGUCAACGCCAAACUUUAUGGCAGCUUUUCAGCGUUUUAUUUCCCGUCGAGGUUGUCCAAAUACGAUUUUUUCCGAUAAUGGCACUAAUUUUGUGGGUGCUUCGCGUCAAUUAAAAAAGGAUUUUAAAUCAUUUCUUAAGGAAAGUCAGUCUCUGAUAUGCUCUUCUUAUGGAGUUCAAGGCGUUUCAUGGCGUUUUAUCCCAGCCGGCGCUCCCCACAUGGGUGGUCUUUGGGAAGCUGGUGUGAAGAGUUUUAAACUUCACUUUAGAAAACAAGCUCAAGCCUUUAAAUAUACCUUUGAAGAGCUUUCCACUAUUCUGGCUAGAAUCGAGGCGUGUUUAAAUUCCCGUCCGCUAUGUCCCAUGACGGAUAAUCCUCAGGAGCCAGUUGCUCUGACCCCUUGA
Calliphora vicina (urban bluebottle blowfly) is the source of this 4689-nucleotide messenger RNA. RefSeq lists its product as uncharacterized. The transcript has a single exon. Bases 1 to 4689 code for a protein of 1562 amino acids. Gene Ontology annotation, biological process: DNA integration. The record is from RefSeq and is a predicted model, not a curated record. Gene Ontology annotation, molecular function: nucleic acid binding. NCBI's taxonomy places the organism in Eukaryota, Metazoa, Arthropoda, Insecta, Diptera, Calliphoridae.